AGGGUCUAAUCUAUAGUUACGCCAAUAUACUUCAUGAUAUAUUUCUCCUAUAUUUCUUUAAUCCGCUUUAAUCUAUGGUGCCGUCAGUGCAUGAGUGCAAUCAUAGUUUAAUAUAAUAAAUAAUAAUAAAUAGGUGUAGUAUAAAACGUAAUUUACAUACUAGUAAAGUUGUAAAAGUUGUAAUAAAUGGCUACAGAAAGAGAAAAAACCGAAAUUCUAAAGAAUCCAGAACUUCUACCCCUGAAUACUUUAUAUUUAAGCAAAAAAACUGUAAUUAGGAAGUCUCACUAUCCCUCAGAAAAGUUGGGUUUAAAUGAUAUAGAAAACUUGGAAUCUAUAGAUUUUAGUAAAAAUUAUACAACAAAAUUUGAAAAACUUAAAGCAAUUUCACCUGAAUGGAUAUUAAGAAAAAGGCAGUAUUAUAAUUUUCAACCAUAUUGUUACACUUAUAGCUUAAACGAAGACACUGAAACAUUUAUUGAUAGAAAUGUGUUAUUCUUAGCAAGCAUACAGCAUUUGUUGGAUUGUACGUACAGAUACUUUUGGUGUUAUGUGUUGUGUGAGUCUCGUGUUAGUAGAGUGUUAAAUAGUUUUCUUGAGAAAGCUAUCUUUAAUUAUGACACAAAAUACAUGAACAGUGAUUGCUUAGAAAUUUAUGAGGUUGUUUGUACAGCUGUUUAUAAAAUCUUUGGACGAAUGAUUUCUCCUCACGAAUCCAAGACUGAAUUUAUGCCAGAAGAUUUUGUAUUAGAAAAUCUCUUCAAAUGCCACUAUCUUAAUCUAAAAAAUGUAUUGGUAUUGAACUUUUUAUUUAAUGGAACUACUGUAAAUGAUUUUGUAGAUAGACUAAUAAAAUUCUAUUUUACAAAAAAAUUUGAAAGUAAAAUUAAGGAGGAGCUACAAGAGUUAUUAAAUGAAGCUGUUAUGGAAUUGGAAACAGUUGAGGCAAAUGUUUGUGUCAAUUACGAAGGAUUCAUUGCAGUACCAGCUGCAACAAAAAUCAAACCAGGUCAGUUUGAUCCAGGUUGGUUGGAAGAAAUGGUGUCAAAAAUAUUACAUUUUGGAAGUAUUUUGAGCACACUUUUUUCAAGAAAUGCUUCUUUCAUUGACUCGGUAACAGGAUCAAGAAUUAUUGAAAUAAUUGCUCCAUUCUAUGAUAAGGUACUUCCUGAAUUACUUGAAUGCAUACCAGAUGAAAAUGAUACACCUGAAAAUUUAUUGGAAGUAAGAAAAAGAAUUCUUGAAAAAAUCGCCCUUGGGAGUUCCUAUUUCAUAACACUUUUUAACUGUUUUGUUACUAAUUUCAUUGACAACAUAAUUAAUAAUAAAGAUAAUCCUAAGCAACAGCAACAUUACCUUGAUAGUUAUUUUUCAUUGAUAAGUUCUGUUUUGGAAUAUGAUGAAUUUCUUACAGAUUAUCAAGCUGUACAUAAAAUUGAUCAGCAACUGCAAAUAAUUGAAGAUUUCUGCAAAGACAUGGAAUUAACAAGAACACGUUAUAUAAAAGAUUGUUUAUAUAAUUUAACACCUAAAAAGAAAGAAAAGAUUGAGGCCACCGAAGAAACUACAUCUGAAGAAGAUGAUGAUUCCUAUGAAGAUGAAGAAGAACCUUUGGAUGUAUCUUCAACCCCCUCAACGAAUGGUAUUGUAAUACCUUCGGAGGACGAAUUAAGUGGGCUUAUUAGUAUUGUACAGGAUGUUUGCCCACAUGUGGGUUCAGGUUUUGUGUUAAGAUGUUUAGAAGAAAUGAAGUUUGAUCCAAUUCAAGUUAUUAGAGCCAUACAAUCAAACAGUUUACCAAAUGUGCUUCAAAACGUUCCAAGAGAUUUGGUAUAUGUACCUCCAGAAAAACCAGAACAGUCGGAAAUUCCCAUUCUAGCUUAUAGAGGCAAAAAACCACAGCAUCAGGAUGCAAAUGCUCUUUUAAAUGACAAGAGUGAUAUUCAGGAUAUCAAGGAUUUUGUUAUACAAACCACUUAUGACAAUUAUGAUCCUUAUGAUGACGAAUACGAUGAUGCAGAGGAAGACCCUAUUUUAAAUUUCGAUAGGUCGGAAGCGGACCCGGAAAUUAAUCCUAAUAUGAAUAAAUUUCAGGAAUACGAAGUGGUUUCCGAUCCCAGCGAAUCUUCUGAAGAAGAGGAAGAAAUGACGCAAGAUAAUGAUCGUCAAUCUAGGGACGCUUUUUGUGAAAAUCCAGAAGUUAUAAGGGCAAGGAGGGAAGCAAGAAGGGCUCAAACAUAUCGAAGAGGCGGAGGAGGUGGUGGGCCAAGUAAUAGGGAUGUCGUAGGUAAACCGAAAGGUCAAGGACAGGAGAAGAACGUUCAAGCCAAUAGAGAUAAAAAGAAUGUGCAUAAGUCAAGUAGGGCGAAUCACAAUAGAAAAGGUGGUGCCCAAUGGAAAAGAAGUAGAGGAAUGGUACCAUCCUAAGUCAUAAUAAAAAUACUUAUAGGUUAUGCUCCUCAAGGAGCUGUGAAAGGUUUUGUGAUUGUCUGUAGUAAAAAAAAUACAAUAGAAGUUUUUUUUCGUUUACU
This is a messenger RNA of Agrilus planipennis (emerald ash borer), 2531 nucleotides long. Its product is annotated as activating signal cointegrator 1 complex subunit 2. The transcript is spliced from 12 exons. The coding region runs from base 187 to 2427 and encodes 746 amino acids. Gene Ontology annotation, biological process: regulation of DNA-templated transcription. Gene Ontology annotation, molecular function: ubiquitin binding. Lineage: Eukaryota; Metazoa; Arthropoda; Insecta; Coleoptera; Buprestidae. The record is from RefSeq and is a predicted model, not a curated record.